Cetraspora pellucida is the source of this 257-nucleotide messenger RNA. The record is from the annotation of a GenBank genome assembly. Lineage: Eukaryota; Fungi; Glomeromycota; Glomeromycetes; Diversisporales; Gigasporaceae.
UAAUUAAAGAUAAUGUUGUAGAUAGUGAGAUAGAUAAUACAGUAAAUGAAGCAAUAAAUGAGAUGAUAGAUGAGAUUGCAAAUAAAGUAGUAGAAGAGAUUGUAGACAAGAUAGAUAAGACAGUAGAUGAUACAGUAAACAAGGUUAUAGAAGAGAUAGAAGAAAUGAUAAAUAAAGAGAUAGACAAAAAUAUAAAUAAAUUUGUAAUAGAUGAAAUAAUAAAUAAAAUAAUAGUUGAUGAUAUGGCAAAAAAAUAG